Linum tenue is the source of this 415-nucleotide messenger RNA. Lineage: Eukaryota; Viridiplantae; Streptophyta; Magnoliopsida; Malpighiales; Linaceae. The record is from the annotation of a GenBank genome assembly.
AAUUUACCGGCGCAGCGUACUUUUCUCCGUUCCGCACGGCGUAAUGCUAAUUCUACUAAUGCUCGAGGUGCUCGUCUACGACGCCAUCGGAAAUGACGGCAACAACAACCCGGCGCCACAGGCUUUCCGCGAGAUGAUCGUUAGGGUUACGCCAGUGAACGAAGAUGUUUAGACGAAAAGUGAAAAGGAUCGUGGAAAUUAGUUUCUUUACUUAUUAAAAGUUUUUUUUUCUGUUAAAUAAUAACUCAUUAAUCUUUGUUUCCGAACUAGUACCGGGCCCGACCCGUUGGACUGUUGGAUUUCAUGUACCGUAGUUUCUCAUGAAACAUUUAGGCAAGUGGUUGGCCUAUGGUAUGAAUUUGGCCCAAAACCUUACAGUCUCACACCCUUUGUGAGCCCAGCCCAUAAACAUUCA